UUCAGUUCUCGGACUGCGCGCGGCAUUAUACUUUUUGGCACGGUUGCGGAAAAUCGUGUUUUCCAUCAAUCUAUAUGGAAAUUGUUUAAACUAUUACAAAAUUAAGCAAAUGUAAAUGAAACCGAAAGCAAGCCUUGUUUUUCCAGUACUUGGUGUAUUUUUCAAUAUUGUUGUUUGUGUGUGUGAACCGAAUAUAGUGCGCCUUUUUUUUGGUUCGCCAAUAAAUAUUAAUGUGCAUUGUGCCGCUUUGUCGGGAAUAAAUUAGAAAUCAUUAUUUGUUUGUGCGGAUCAAAACAAAAUCGGGAAUCAGAUACGGAUACAGAGAAAGAGGAAAGAGACUGUGGAAAGCAGCCAGAGAGUGUGGCGAAGAGAGUGCGAAAAAUAGUGGAAAAGAAAGAACAGCUGCCGGCUGAUUUGUUGCGGAAAAGGAACAGGCGGAAAGAGCAAGAGAAAUAGAUACACAACCAGAGGACGAGAAACUACCCAAACAGAAGGACACUAACUAGCAUGCCAGGAUCAUCGUCAGGGAAGUGAGGAGGUAACCCAAGGAACACACACAAUGAGCAACCAAAGCACGGAGCAGGACUACGACAGUGCCACUCCGGCGCUGCAGCAGCAGAUGAAUCUGGCCAGGCGUGCCUGCUGGAGGAGGAACAAAAUCCCUCCCAGAUAUCCUCAGCCAGCUAAUCCCGAUCCAAUUGCGGCACAACCACCACCGAGCGAUGAAACCAAAACACAAAAUACACGAACAACAACCUGCACAUCCAGCCGAGCGAGGAGGAGUGGCAUUUACAGCAAAAGGAUGCUGCUCCUUGGCUUUGUAUUCCUCAUCCUUGGACUCACCCAGGGACGACCCAACACGAGUGCCGUAAGCGUGGCUCCGGGCAAGGAUAGUGCUGCCUCUGCGGCUACGGAUGCGGUCACCCAGCUAAAUCUGCCUCAGACAACCGCCUUGGAUGUGGAUUUAGGGGAGGCCACGCCCACACUGCGUUUGCCACGUGCCGAACCACUGAAAUCUGGUGGUGAUGAGGGAAGGCCAGAUGAGGAUGGUCAUGGAAGUGAUGGCCACAAGAUGACCCGGUAUCCACUGUCCAGCGUGGAUUUUGGCCGAGUUAAGACGCCUUUUAUCAUUGGUAUAUGGAUACUGUCGGCCAGUAUAGCCAAAAUUGGUUUCCAUAUGACGCAAUUGCAUCUAAUAUUCCCCGAGUCCUGCCUGCUAAUUGUGGUGGGCGUGGUCAUCGGUGUGGUGCUUUAUUUCUGCACAGAUGUCGCUGUAUCACCACUGACGCCCAAUACCUUCUUUUUCUAUAUGCUGCCACCGAUUAUCCUGGACGCCGGCUACUUUAUGCCCAAUCGAUUAUUCUUCGACAACCUGGGCACCAUCCUGCUGAUGGCCGUGGUCGGUACCAUCUUCAACAUUGCCACCAUCGGUGGCUCCCUUUAUGCCUGCGGAAUGAUGGGAAUUUACGGGGAGAACGAGACCCCCGGCCUGAUGGAUGUAUUCCUCUUCGCCUCGCUGAUAUCCGCCGUGGAUCCGGUGGCUGUUCUGGCCGUCUUUGAGGAGAUUCAUGUCAACGAAAUCCUGUACAUUGUCGUCUUUGGCGAGUCCCUGCUGAACGACGCCGUUACGGUCGUCAUGUAUCACAUGAUGGAGUCCUACAAUGAGAUUGGCUUGGACAAAAUCAUCGCCCAGGAUAGCAGCGGCGUGGGUUCAUUUUUUGUGGUCGCCCUGGGUGGAACUGCCAUAGGCAUCAUCUGGGGCUUCCUCACCGGUCUGGUGACCCGUUUCACCGAUCAUGUGCGUGUCAUAGAACCCAUUUUCAUAUUUGUAAUGGCCUAUUUGGCCUAUCUCAAUGCGGAAAUCUUCCACAUGAGCGGCAUAUUGGCCAUCACAUUCUGUGGUAUUACAAUGAAAAACUAUGUGGAAUCAAAUAUUUCACAAAAGUCACACACGACUGUUAAAUAUGCCUUGAAGAUGUUGUCGAGUUCAGCGGAAACUAUCAUAUUUAUGUUCCUCGGCGUGGCCACUGUCAACAAUAUGCACGUAUGGAAUACGUGGUUUGUGGUUCUCACUAUUGCCUUCUGUUCAGUGUUUCGUGUGAUUGGUGUCAUCCUGCUCUCGGCCAUUGCCAAUAGAUUCCGCCUCCACAAAUUAUCCCGCGUGGAUCAAUUUGUAAUGUCUUACGGCGGUCUUCGUGGCGCUGUGGCCUUCGCCCUGGUGCUGCUGGUGGAUGAGAAUGUGGUCAAGCAAAAGAAUAUGUUUGUGACCACCACAAUAGCUGUGAUCUACUUUACUGUCUUCCUGCAAGGCAUCACCAUCAAGCCGCUGGUCAAGAUACUCAAUGUGAAGCGGGCCAACAAGCGUAAGCCCACCAUGAAUGAGCGUAUUCAUGAACGAUUCAUGGACCAUUUGAUGGCUGGAAUUGAGGAUAUUGUGGGCAAGACAGGCAACUAUAAUGUGCGUGAUAAAUUCAAGCGUUUCGACAAUCGCUUCAUUCGCCCGCUGCUGAUCCGAGAUCUCAAGGGCGCUGAGCCGAAGAUCAUUGAGACGUACUCCAAACUGACAAUGCGCGAUGCCAUGGAGGUGAUGAGACGGAAUCCAUCGACCAUUGGCCAGAUGACGGGCACUGUCAUGAGCGCCCUGUUCCGGAACUAUACCAAUAACUAUAUUGGCGGCAGUCCCAGUCUGACAAAUCUAGACAAUACUUGUUCGCGUAAUCUGGACAUGGCUGAGCUGGAUUACAAUCCAUCCAAGAAGGAUCUGACUGAUGCCAAGAUCCAUCAUCUGUUGGCCGAAGAACUGAAGCCUUAUAGAAGGCACCGUCGUCUUAGUUAUAGCCGACACGCAGUAGAUGACAGAGAUUUGUCCACACAGGUCAAUUACAAAAUGCAAAUGAAUUUCCGGCGUAUGUUCAACGAUCGCAAACAUCACAAGCGCAGCAAACGUGGGGCCAGCAAUAAGGAGGCCAAGGAGAAUGUGAAGCAGAAUCAUGUCUCGUUCCAUGAUUUCCAACAGAACGGCACCACCAAGCAGCUCACCAAUGCCGAGGAUUGCCAACAGAAUCCCAACGAGAUCAAUGUUGUUGGCCCCAGCGACGAUUGGGAUGAUGGCCUGACCUUCACCGCCAAAUCAUCACCUGACUCGGAUCGCGCCAAUAACAAUUCCCUGAUAGCCCACAUCCAAAACCUGCCCGGCUUCGAUGCCUCCAAGGCGCGCAUCGUCGUCCAGCACUAUGCCCCGCGGGUCGACGACAGUCCGGAGCCGGAGUUAGACUCACCGGACCAGGCCGUCGGACCCACGGCCGCCGAGCUGAUAUUGCCAUGGCGGCGGGAUCGUUCAUACCAGAGCAUUGUGGCGGAGCAUCCAAUACCCGAGGAGGAUCGCAAUUUGUCCCGCGAAUCCGAUGGCGAGAGACGAGUGGCCACACCCACGGCCACGGAAUCCCAAUUGCCUUGGAAGCGUCAGGGUGACGAGUGUACGGAUGCAGUGCAGCAGAACGAGUUCCCGGCCUGGGCCUCCAACAAGGAGUACUUGGCCUACAACUCGCCCAGUGCAACAUUCCUAGGUGGUAUAAACAAGCCUAAACAGCCCAAGUCCGUCAUAGGUCUCUUCCGGCGAGAGAGUUCCAGCUCCAAGGCCGGCAGCGUGGGCAUUGGUAGUUCGGGAGCCGUGGAUUCCGGCAGCUCGGAUGCCAUGGUUGUGCCUCUGUCCGCAGGACAAACGUCCGUUGUCCCAUCGACAUCCUCCUCCAUGCACAAUCCUCGUCUGGACAAGCGGUCUCAGUCAAUAUCGUCGGGUUCGCUUGGUGCCGGACCUGGGGCUGGAGCUGGAGCCCAUCAGCUUGGUCCGGAAGGCCAUUCGGGACCAUUUCCGGUCACGGCAAGUCAUCAGAAUGUGCGAAGAGGUUCCAUGCUGGAGCUAAGCGGAGACACAAUACCCGAGGAGUCGUCGUACCAGCACGGGCACUCCAAGUCCCUCUGCGAGCCGGCGGACACGGACGACUGGGAGGGAGCACCCCUGUCCGCCGCCGUAGCCGGCGGUGGGGCCAACAGCGAGCGAAUGAUGCAUAGCGGCCGGGAGCCACUCCUGCCUCGUCCCUCCAAUACGCCGCGUGCCCAGAUUCGACGCAUGAACGCCGGAGCGGUGGGUGGAGCAGCGGUUAGUUUGGCCGGACGAAAGAAUCAAGUGACCAAGGCGCUGUUGGACUACGAGGAUUCUGAAACGGAUUCGGAGGAGAAUGACGAUGACGAUGAUGAGGAUGAGGACUUUGAUUCGUAUGAUGAUGAGAAUAUUGUGGUUACCACCUUUACCACACCCGCUCCUAGCCGAAGGCCGGGCUCUAGUCCGGGAUCGGAUGCAACCACCACCACAACCACUAGCAUUCGGCUGACCCGCAACAACGAUGAGAGCAUCAUUUGAGUAUCGAGCACGGAUGGCGACGUGGAGGAGGAUGCCCUGGAGGAGCACGAGGAGCUACCGAGGCCAUCGACGCGUUCGCCGAGGAGUCUGUUCCCCUACGAGAUGUUCUACUAGCCCCUGGACACACACAUUUAUAUGAUUAGUUAGUAAGCCCAAAGUUGACACUAAAAGAGAAGGAGUUGCUACAUAGUUUCCCAAGAAAAAAGAGAAAUGGUUUAAAAGAAAGCUUUAUAAUUAAUUAACCAAUUAGUUAAAACCAAAUCAGAAGAGCAGCUUAGUUAAGACGGAAAAUAGUGAGAGAAUUGUAUAUAAACCCAAUAUUAAAACACAAAUUAAUUUUCUUCAUUCUUUAAGCUUUUAAACUUUUAACUUCCAGUUUUGUGUUUAGUGUUUAGUCCCAAACAAUUGUUAGUUAUUCUUAUGUACUACGUAUAUAUAUAUACUUAUAUAUAAAACGAUUUAGUGAUUACAGCUGAUGUGUUCCAAAAAUAUAUAGCAAGCAAGUAAAUUAAUUAACAAAAAGCAUAGCCAAAGUUCAUAUUAAGUCUACGCACUAAUGUUGAUUUCGUUGUUUGUUUUAGUUUAGCCCAAUAAUGUACUAAGAUUUAGGUCGCAUUUUGAGAAUGUGGUGCUAAAAACAGUACUUACAGCACGUACUUAGUUUGAUAAAAAGUAGCAGAGUUUAGUUCAAUUUUAGCUUUAGUUUAUAAGUUAGGAUGCCCAACUUCAGAAAACUAUUAAAGCAGGCUCUUAAUGUUUCAAAGUAAUUAAUUUCUAAAUAGCCGAAGAGUCAGAACUAAGAUGAAAGUUUUUCCCAACUGAAACUGUAGCUUAAAUCUAAGCAUUCAUUGUCGUAGAAAUAAACUUUAAAUGCAUUUGUAAAACAUUUUAAUUUUUUGUAUUUAGAACAGUGACUGUUGAGGAAAACUUUCGCUGUGGAAAACUAUAAUAUGUAUACACAAACUAAGAGUAACUAAAAUCGAUGAAGGUAAAUGAACAGAGUUAUGUAAUUUAUAAAUUAUUUUUGUAAACAUUUACGAACGAUAAAUAAUAUAAAUUGUAACUUGACUAAAGGUGGGGAAAAUGUUUAGAGCGAGCGAGUGUGAGAGUGCAUGACUAGGAUUGAGCUAAACCAAAGCAUAAAAGUAAACAUUAAUAUGCUCAAAAUAAAAAGAGAAAACCAAAGUAAAUUAAACACAAGAUAUAGAUAUAUAUAAAUGCUGAUGUAGAUCUGAAUGCGCAUUAGGACACACAGAGAGCCAACUGGGAACACAGACACACAGUAGCCAACAGAUCCGGAGGCGCAAAUAGUUUCUGGGAUUCCUACCUACCUAAAAUAUAAAAUUGCGGGGACAAACAACUAAACAAGAAGUCGUAACAAAAUCGUGGAAAUACCUACCUACCACGAGCAAUGCAAGAUAUAUACAGUAAAUAUAUAUUUUCUAACUAUAAUUUAGUCAUUCUAAACCUAUGUCUUAAGUAGUUUAUGUUCUAUCCAAGAAAUUGCCUUCUGAAUAUGCACACCACAGACACCAGUUUGAAUUGGAACACAUGAAAUCCGAUCCCCAUUGUUUCUUCUACUUAUUUCGAUCCGAAAGACAAUAAACAGCUUCAGGAGAUGCCACAAGAAAGAGCUCUUGAAAAUUGUCAUUUCAAUAAAUCUAAAAAUCUAAAAUUCUUUAAAAGGAAAAACUAAACAUGAAAUAUAAAUCAGAGCUGUGUUAACCAUUAAAUAUGAGCAGUAGGUUCUCCCAUAUAAAAUUGAAUUAUUCGCAAUCUGAAUUACAAAAGAAUUAAGCUGAUUUCAAAGAACGGAUUGUGGCCUAAACAAUUUAAGUAUUGGACAACGCUGUGGCUCAUUAAUAAAUUACUUGCUUAAGUCUAUAAAAAGAAACUAAAAUUGAAUUGAAUUGAUAAAUCUAUAUCGAACAAAAGUGUGUUUGCAAUUUUCAUACCGUAGGCCUUAAGUUGUGCAUACUUCAACAAAUUGAAUACAACAAAAUAUUGAUAGCGCAAAAAAAUAAAAUUAAACCUAAAAACAA
This is a messenger RNA of Drosophila serrata, 6462 nucleotides long. It is a transcript of the gene Nhe2, whose product is annotated as Na[+]/H[+] hydrogen exchanger 2. NCBI's taxonomy places the organism in Eukaryota, Metazoa, Arthropoda, Insecta, Diptera, Drosophilidae. Gene Ontology annotation, cellular component: plasma membrane. Gene Ontology annotation, molecular function: sodium:proton antiporter activity; potassium:proton antiporter activity. Gene Ontology annotation, biological process: sodium ion import across plasma membrane; regulation of intracellular pH; proton transmembrane transport. The record is from RefSeq and is a predicted model, not a curated record.